This is a messenger RNA of Pecten maximus, 1675 nucleotides long. Its product is annotated as pancreas transcription factor 1 subunit alpha-like. NCBI's taxonomy places the organism in Eukaryota, Metazoa, Mollusca, Bivalvia, Pectinida, Pectinidae. Gene Ontology annotation, molecular function: DNA-binding transcription factor activity, RNA polymerase II-specific; protein dimerization activity; RNA polymerase II transcription regulatory region sequence-specific DNA binding. The record is from RefSeq and is a predicted model, not a curated record. Bases 113 to 763 code for a protein of 216 amino acids. Gene Ontology annotation, biological process: regulation of transcription by RNA polymerase II; developmental process. The transcript has 2 exons.
AAGAAGAAUUAUUUCCAUACAGAGAAUGUAGUUGUUAAGAUGUUUCCAGGAUAAAUUGGCUAGUAGGUUUGAUAUGAAUCAAACUGUUUUAUAAACAAAAUAUCUAUAAAACAUGGAUGAAACGGAUUUUGACGAUUUUGAUGCUGCUUUUAACGAUGAAUUUUCCUUGUCUCCUGUUUCACCUUACUCCUCACUUAGUGACAGUCUAUCACCAUUUUCAAAUGACUCUUUAACCUCCAAUAGUCGGAGUCGAGACGAUGGAUUACGUCGACGAAAACGACGACGAUGUCCGUAUCAGCUUGUGCAACAGAGAGAAGCCGCUAAUCAAAGAGAAAGAAAACGAAUGCAGUCUAUUAAUGAAGCGUUUGAAGGACUCCGUACACAUAUUCCAACUUUACCUUACGAAAAAAGACUCUCCAAAGUGGACACGUUAAGGCUUGCUAUAGGAUAUAUAUCCUUCCUGUCAGACUUAGUGCAAACAGACUCCGAUAAUCAGGAACGAUUAAAUCCGAAUUCCGGAUUACAGGCGCGGAAAGUUAUCAUCCAUUACCAUACAAGUUCAUCCGUGGAUGACAGUGAAAUGUAUGGACUACCGCCCCUGACCGGACACUCCUUAUCUUGGAGAGACGAAAAAAUGCCCAUGGAUGGACGAAAAAAUAUAAUGGUAGCAAAAAUAUGGACACCGGAAGUUCCUCGAUCCCACAACAGUCCUCGGACAGAGACGGACUUUCCUGUUUUAGCUGACUCAACCAACCCCUUGUGAUCUAGAAAAACAUAUAUUUAUCAAUUGAUUUUAUAUUUAUAUCUAAUUACUAUAUUGUUAAUACGUAAAUAUUACAAUAUGUUUAAUAUUUAAGACAAUUAUAUAUACUUUAAUUUAACUUCUUUUUCACUAACUGUCGAACAACUCGAGAUCUGAUGUUGAACAGUGACAAAUGAUUUGACAAAUUGAAAUGAUUUAAUAGUGAGCCUUAAGGCUUGUGUGGGUUGCGCUAUAUUCUUAUUCUCGCCCAUCGUUAGUGCGCCCCAGUGAUUUGUUACUACGUGACUUAUAUUUAAGUAAUGGUGAGAGGUUUACUGUUGAUAGAGGAACUGUCACACCGAAUGUCCCAUACUUACCAAGUAUACAAGACGUCUUCAUUGUGACAUAGCUUAUAUAUGGAUAUUCAAUAGCAUAUGUGAUACAAUUAUUGACCGGAAAAUGUGGUGUAUAUCAAUCUACAAGAACUAAUGGAAAUCUGUAAGGAGUAUAUGAAAAUUAAUUUAGUUAGGAAUCUUUGCGAUUACAUUUAAUCGGUUUCUUGUAUUUUGAUUCAAACACGUUGAAAUUUCAGACAAUGUUAUAGAGAUUUGAAAAAAACGGAUUAACUAUGGAAUUACGUCAUGGUAUAAAUUAUCGUGUAUUUUUUCUAUUUCACGACUUUUAUUUUUAAAUUCUAAAUAAUAUGUAUAAAGUAUAAAUACCGAUAUAUUUUAAGAUUGUCGUAAAGUAGUGCUAGUACAUAUUAUGUGAUGUACAGCAGUGUAUAUGGUAUUGUGUAACAAGUGUGUCUUACCCGGGACUAAUGCAAUGUAUAAAGUGAUAUCUCUCUACCUGUAUACCUAUGCUAUACCUAUAAUAUACCUAUCAACAUAUUGAUUCUAGUCUAAAGGAAUAAAUAUUUUACUUAAAGAA